AAGAUGGCGGUGGCAGGCGUGAUAGUUUAGUCCUGCACAGGACUUUGUUCUUCGUUUGAGGCUUUGAUAUUAAUUGUAAUAAAAAUGAAGUCGGAUGUAGAGGAGUUGAUGCCCAGGCUGCUGCCGGUGGAGUCCACGGGCGGUGCCGAAGACGUGGAGCUUGGUGGAGCCCCGAGGAACCCCCAAGAAUACCUGCGACAGGUCCAGUUGGAGGCAUCAUUGUGUCCUGAGGUGGUGGUCGCUGAAAUCGACCCCAAGAAACUAAAAAAGAAGCAAACAGUUAAUGCGUCAGUUUCAGGAUGUCAUGCUGCUCCAGCAGGGUUUUCUCCAAGCCUCAAUUGGCAGCAGAGGCAAGUCAGUAACUUUUCCGUCGUCAGACAGAGUGUAACAAAGAACAGGAACCACUGGAGCAACCAGACUCUGGAUGGCAAUGUACAAAUGCCAAAGCUGACGGACGAGCAGGGCUGGAGAAGGUUUUGUCUGGGAGAGCACGUCUACCUGGGAGCAUCGUCCCUCCUCACAGAGGCAGAGCUUGAGCCAGCACUGGACUAUAGCAAGGUGGGGUUUCCUCCUUUCUUAAGCAUCGUAAGCAGACUAAACCAAUCCACAGUUCUGAUGGUGCUGGACAUCCUCAUCAGCUGGUUUGAAGAGCGGGAGUUCGUUCCACAGUUGGGUCAGUGGUUGUACGCCCUGCUGGCCUGCUUGGAGAAGCCUCUGCUGCCUGAAGCCCACUCCUCCAUCCGACAGCUGGCCAGGAGAUGUUCCCAGCUCCGCAGCACGCUGGAUAGUCAGGAGGAUGAAAAACUGCCUGCACUCAACUUACUCAUCUGUCUUGUUGCCAGGUACUUUGAGCAGAACGAUCUAGCAGAUCAAGAGUGAAGAGGAAGCUUAACUUUUGAAAUGAAGAUGCUGAGGAAUGUGCUGUUCUCAAUGGCUACAUUUUAAUGUGUGGCAAUAUUCUAAAGAUGAAUACAAGUUAUUCAUUGGACAAUGGCGCAACAUGUUAAACUAAGACAUGGCUACAAUUCCUGUAAAAAACAAAACAUGCAACUGGAAUAUUGCCUUGCAAAAAGGGUCAAUGCCACAACUGUAGCCAUCACGGUUCAUAACCUGGAGGUUUGCGGUUGUUCUAAGAUAAAACUGGAGGGUGAUUCCAGAGACAUGGAAGCAAAAAAAGAAUGUAUUUUUGUACUUUGUAAUGGUAGAACUGAAGCAUCAGGAUGAGUGUCAUUUUUGUAAAACACCAGUGGGAUGUUGUGUGAAUUUGUUUUUUAAAAUUGGGUAAUAAACUGAUGUUUAACAACUGCUUGUGUGGACA
Messenger RNA from Cololabis saira (Pacific saury), 1318 nucleotides. It is a transcript of the gene gemin2, whose product is annotated as gem (nuclear organelle) associated protein 2. Gene Ontology annotation, cellular component: SMN complex; nucleus; spliceosomal complex. The transcript has 10 exons. The record is from RefSeq and is a predicted model, not a curated record. Lineage: Eukaryota; Metazoa; Chordata; Actinopteri; Beloniformes; Belonidae. Gene Ontology annotation, biological process: spliceosomal complex assembly; spliceosomal snRNP assembly. The coding region runs from base 85 to 879 and encodes 264 amino acids.